Molecule: messenger RNA, 321 nt
Organism: Acanthoscelides obtectus
Lineage: Eukaryota; Metazoa; Arthropoda; Insecta; Coleoptera; Chrysomelidae
Source: the annotation of a GenBank genome assembly
AUGCAGCUAACAGCGGAUUUCCGGCCAACACUGGAAUGUAUCGGAAUUCUGUUGUUGAGAGUCUCCCAUUCAGACAGCUUUUUGGUUAAAGAAUUAGCAGAACUGGUGGAUUUCAUACAUUUUCCGCCCAAAUAUUCCGUUUUCAUUAUUCAAUCUCAGAUAAAAAAGACAAGUAUUAUUACAACCACUUCUCGGAAACUAGACAGGGAAACUCAAGAUGAACACGUGCUGGAGGUUUUGUGUGAGAACGCUGAAAACGGAGAUGUAAUAGACAGUAGACAAAACGGUCAUAUUCCAAUGAAGAAUGAAUAUAUCGGGUGA